AUGGUUAAAUCUGUAAAUGUUGCCAUUAUUGGCUCAGGUGUCGUUGGUUCAGCCUUCGUCAGCCAAUUGAAAAAUUUAAAGUCUCCAAUCAAUUUUAACGUUGUGUACUUUGCAAGAUCUUCCAAGGAAGCAUUAUUCUCUUCAGACUACUCCCCUGUUGAUUUAUCUACUUACAAGUCUGCCACUACCGUUCAACCUGUCUUAGCAUUAGACAAGCUUGUUCAAUUUUUAGCUGCUGCUCAGAAGCCAACUAUCUUAAUCGACAAUACUUCCAACCAAAGUAUCGCCGAUUUCUAUCCAACUUUUAUCAAGUCUGGAAUUUCCAUUGCUACUCCAAAUAAAAAGGCAUUCUCAUCCGAGUUAUCUGUUUGGAAUGAAAUCUUCCAAGCAUCAGCUGCUCCAGGUGGAGGAUUAGUCUACCACGAAGCUACUGUCGGUGCUGGUUUGCCCAUCAUUGGACCACUCAGGGACUUGGUUGUCACUGGAGACAAGGUCGAAAAGAUUGAAGGUAUAUUCUCCGGAACCCUUUCAUACAUUUUCAAUGAAUUUUCUACUACUGACGCUGCUUCCACCACUAAAUUUUCCGAUGUAGUGACUGUCGCUAAGAACUUGGGUUACACCGAACCAGAUCCUAGAGAUGACUUGAACGGGUUGGACGUUGCUAGAAAGGUCACCAUCUUGGCAAGAAUCUCUGGAUUUGAAGUAGAAUCACCAACCUCCUUUGAAGUUGAGUCAUUGAUUCCAAAGGCAUUGGAAUCCGUAGAAAAGGCUGACGACUUCUUGGCCCAAUUGCCAAACUAUGACGCUGAUAUCCAAAAGAUCAAGGAUGAAGCAUUGAAGGAAGGUAAAGUCUUAAGAUUUGUUGGACUGGUUGACUUCAAGGCGAACAAGGUUUCCGUUGGAAUUGGCAAAUAUGCUUUUGACCACCCAUUUGCUUCAUUAAAGGGUAGUGAUAACGUCGUUUCCAUCAAGACUGACAGAUACCCUAACCCAUUGAUUAUCCAGGGUGCCGGAGCUGGUGCUGAAGUUACUGCACAUGGUGUUUUGGCUGAUGCUAUCAAGAUUGCUGAAAGAGUUGCCGUUUAA
This is a messenger RNA of Dujonia railenensis, 1086 nucleotides long. The record is from the annotation of a GenBank genome assembly. NCBI's taxonomy places the organism in Eukaryota, Fungi, Ascomycota, Pichiomycetes, Serinales, Debaryomycetaceae.